Vicia faba (fava bean) is the source of this 612-nucleotide messenger RNA. The record is from the annotation of a GenBank genome assembly. NCBI's taxonomy places the organism in Eukaryota, Viridiplantae, Streptophyta, Magnoliopsida, Fabales, Fabaceae.
AUGGCUUCAACAUUCCUCUCAUAUCCUUCACCUCAUCUUCUACACAAUAAUCACUUUCAAACCAAAAAGCACUUCUCCAUAAAAUGCACAACUUCUUCUUCACCAGAAUUUCCCACACCAGACCCUACAAACACUACAAUGAACAGUCCAGAAACAUUUCCACUAGAGAAAAGAAGAAGAUCAGAGAUAGUAAGACAAAGAAGGCCAAAAACGGACGUAGCAAAAUCCGAGCCACCGAACUUUGAAAUCGGUUGGAAGAGGACUAAAGAGAUAAACCUUGAGAAGCCUAUAGGGUAUGUGGUGGCUGAUUUUUUGGAGAAGUUGGAGGAACUUAUGAUGAGGAAGGAGUUUGGUUCAACAGAACUGUUGGCAAAGGUUGGUGAGAUUGUUGCUGAAAGGGCUAGAGAAGAAGCAGAAGUUUUGAGAGAUGAAGGGAAAGUUGAAGAGAGAAUGGUUGUUGAACUUUUUAGAGUUUUGAAGUUGAUGGAAAUGGAUUUGGCUAUGGUGAAAGCUGCUGUUAAGGAAGAUACUUUGGGGGAGAGGCUUGAUCAAGCUAAGGCUAGGUGCAGGUGGUUCGGGAUGUUGCAACAUUCUUAUAAUAUCGUCGGUUGA